This is a messenger RNA of Oncorhynchus kisutch (coho salmon), 1344 nucleotides long. RefSeq names its product sialoadhesin-like. The record is from RefSeq and is a predicted model, not a curated record. The coding region runs from base 123 to 1325 and encodes 400 amino acids. Lineage: Eukaryota; Metazoa; Chordata; Actinopteri; Salmoniformes; Salmonidae. The transcript has 6 exons.
AAAUAUGUAUCAACCACAGAACUGACACUUAGUAACAGUUCCCACACACUACCAGUAAGUUGACUCACUGUACAAGACCUCUCCUCUCCCCUUCAGUCUACUGCAGGGUGGGAGUUGCAACAAUGGCCUUGAGAACAGUAGGAAGUGUGUUGAUGGUCUUUCUCUGGUCUGUAGCAGUGGCACUGGGGCAGAUUGGCUGGAGUGUUACAUACACCAAGAAGAGUAUCUGUACCUUGAAGGGGUCAACAGUGGAGAUGUCCUGCUCUAUCAGAUAUCCCAGUUGGCAUAAAGUCAAAACAACCUUCUGGUUCACCAAAAUGUAUGAUGUGGAGAAUUAUGUAAAUCUGAAAGAUGACCCAGUCUACCAAGGUCGUGUGACGUACCAUAGUGAUAAGACGAAUGGACACACCCUGAGAAUCACAGACCUGAGAGAAAGUGACUUUGCUGAGUACAAAUUCAGAUUUAUAACAGAUCAGACUGGAGGGAAAUAUUCUGGCUAUCCUGGAGUCACUCUGUCUGUUACAGACCUGCAGGUGAAGGUGACCACUACAUGGUGGUCAACGACACUGACCUGUAGCACCACCUGUACUCUGACUGGUAACCCCACCUACAUCUGGUACAGGAACAGUAAGAUUGCACAAAAGGACCCCUCCCCCUCAUACUCAUUGUACUUAAAAACUGAAGACAGCUUCUACUGUGCUGUAAAAGACAUCAAUUCUCCUGCAGUGUCUGUUGAGGGUCACAGUUAUUUCCACGUGACUUACACCCAACAGAGGAUCUGUACCUUGAAUGGGUCAUCAGUGGACAUAUCCUGCUCUUAUACUUAUCCCAGUGGUCAUACAGUCUCUGAAACAAUCUGGUAUACAAAAGGAAAACUUAAUGAGGCGCCUCAAAUCCUGAGCCCGGGGUAUGGAGGUCGUGUGGAGUACCUUGGAAAUAUGCAGAGUGACUCCACCCUAAGAAUCACAGACCUGAGAGAGGAAGACUCAGCUGAGUAUAAGAUUAGAUUCAGAACAGAUCAGACAACCUGGGAGCCCACCUUCCCUGGAACAACUCUGACUGUCACAGGUCUGCAGGUGAAGGUGACUCCUGCCACUGUGACAGAGGGACAGAAGGUGACACUGACCUGUAGCACCACCUGUACUCUGGGUAACAACCCCACCUACGUUUGGUACAAGAAUGGACAUGUAACCAACCAAUCUACCAGUCUGUUCCUAAACCCAGUCAGCAGUGAGGAUACAGGCAGAUACUCCUGUGCUGUAGAAGGACAUGAGGAUCUCCCCUCUGAUGAAGAGACUCUCACUGUCACAUGUGAGGAUGUGUGAUCCAUCUCCACUUGUAUUC